Messenger RNA from Spodoptera exigua (beet armyworm), 459 nucleotides. Lineage: Eukaryota; Metazoa; Arthropoda; Insecta; Lepidoptera; Noctuidae. The record is from the annotation of a GenBank genome assembly.
AUGGCGGCGCCCGCAUCGGCCUCAGCGCGGCCGCAUCAGCGAGAGACAGACGAACAGAGAAAAAGAGAGAAAAGAGAAAGAGCGGCGCCCCGGGCGAGCGGCUUAGCGGGCGAUCGCGCGCGUCCUCUUGCGGUUGUGGGGAGCUGGUGUGAGGGUAGCGCUUUAUAUAGAGCGCGGGGUGUUGCGCGCGCCGCCUCUUCGAUCGCUGGGAGCGGAGGGGUGCUCAUACUACCCCGCACAAACUUUGCUCGCCGCGCCAACUUUAAGCGACACUUGACGGGACGAGCACCGAACCCCACACACGAUCAACCAGUGGACUCUAGUUCACCCAGAGAACACGCGACUUGCCUCGAUAACACGCUGGAGAUAAACUUAUAUCCAAGCGCAGAGAAAAUCGCGGCGCUAACUUCACCAGACCUUCAAUUGUUUUAUUUACUUUCAAACACUUUGUUUGAGUAA